This is a messenger RNA of Lodderomyces jiufengensis, 558 nucleotides long. It is a transcript of the gene NHP2, whose product is annotated as snoRNA-binding protein. Gene Ontology annotation, molecular function: box H/ACA snoRNA binding. Gene Ontology annotation, cellular component: box H/ACA snoRNP complex; nucleolus. NCBI's taxonomy places the organism in Eukaryota, Fungi, Ascomycota, Pichiomycetes, Serinales, Debaryomycetaceae. Gene Ontology annotation, biological process: snRNA pseudouridine synthesis; rRNA pseudouridine synthesis. The record is from RefSeq and is a predicted model, not a curated record. The transcript has a single exon. The coding region runs from base 1 to 558 and encodes 185 amino acids.
AUGGGGAGCAAGAAAGACGGGAAAGUCAAAGAACCAAAAGUAAAAGAUUCAUCUAAAACCAAAGAACCAAAAGUAGCAAAAGAAUCAAAAGAAUCAAAAGAAUCAAAACCUAAAUCAACAGAUGAAUCAACAGAAGAUAAUUAUGAAAAAAGAAUGUCAGCAAUAUUACCAUUUGCAAAACCAUUAGCAUCCAAAAAAUUAAAUAAAAAAAUCUUAAAAACAAUUAAAAGAGCAUCAAAAGCAAAACAUGUGAAAAGAGGAGUUAAAGAAGUUGUAAAAGCUUUAAGAAAAGGUGAAAAAGGUUUAGUUAUUAUUGCAGGUGAUAUUAGUCCUGCUGAUGUUAUAUCUCAUAUUCCUGUAUUAUGUGAAGAUAAUGGAGUUUCAUAUAUUUUUAUACCAUCAAAAGAAGAUUUGGGAAGUGCUGGUGCUACUAAAAGACCAACUUCUUGUGUCAUGAUUGUACCAGGAGGUGGGAAAAAUAAGAAAAAUGCUGAUAAAGUUGAUGAAUAUAGGGAAGGUUAUGAUGAAAUUGUAACUGAAAUAAGUAUAACUGAUUAG